GUUCCACAAACUGAAAACGACUGGAUUGCUAUAGCAAAGGAUUUCGAAAAGAGAUGGAAUUUCCCUCAUUGUCUUGGCAGCCUAGAUGGAAAACAUAUCGAUAUAAUUCCUCCAGCCAACAGUGGAUCUUUUUUUUUCAGUUACAAACAUAGACACAGUUUAGUUCUACUUGCCAUAGCAGAUGCAAAUUAUAAAUUUAUUGUAUUUGAUUUCGGUACAAAUGGCAGAGUAUCAGAUGGAGGUGUGCUUCAGAAUACAGAAUUUUUAGAAGACUUCAGGCCAAAUUAUUAA
Molecule: messenger RNA, 291 nt
Organism: Acanthoscelides obtectus
Lineage: Eukaryota; Metazoa; Arthropoda; Insecta; Coleoptera; Chrysomelidae
Source: the annotation of a GenBank genome assembly